GAAUUUUCAUCAAAAAUGUCUUGCUUUCUGUUUAGAAGAAAGAAAACUAUGAAGGAAACACCUGAGGGUCUGGAGGAGGAGAGAAAGAAGGAGAGGGAGGAGGAGAAGAAAAAGAAGGAGGAGAAAAAGAAAAAGAAGGAGGAGAAGGAAAAGAAAAAGAAGGAGGAGAGGAAAAAGAAAAGAAGCCGGAUUGCUUCCUUCUUCAAAUCAAUGUUCUGCCUCUCUCUGGAUGUGGAGGAGAGUAUAAUGGUGGUGGAGGAGGACAAAAAUCAGGGAGAAAACUUGGAGGAGGAGCAAAAAACACUCCCCAUGUCAACAGAACAAAGUUCUGAUGAUUUUGAAGAAGACAUCAUGAAGGAGGAAGAGGAGAACUUGAAAGAAGAGGAGGAAAGAAAGAUGAAGGAAAAAACUGUGAAAGAGAAAGAGACAAUAAAAGAGGAGGAGGAGGAAAUGGAGAGAGUUAAGGUGGAGGAGAAGAUGGUGCAGACAGAGGAAGAGGAGAUGGAGGAGGUGAAAAUCAAGAAGAGAAGGAGGAGGAGGAUUAUGAAAGAGGAGAUAAUACAGGAGGAGGAGAAUAUAAUUGAGGAAGAGGAGGAGGAGAUGAGUGAGGAGGAGGACAAGAAAACUCAGGAAGAUAAGUGGAAGAACAAAAGACGGAGGAGGGGGAGAAGUCAUGGAAAGAAACAGAAGGAGACGAUAAAGGAGGGGAAGAAGAAAAAGGUUGUGAAAAAGAGGUCAAAGAAGGAAAGACAGAGGAGGAGAUGGAAAAGUAAGAGAAUGAAUUUAGAGUGGAUGAACAAAGAGGACGAGAAGAUCAAGAAGGACUGGGAGGAGAUAUUGAAGGAGGAAGAGGAGUAUGUUGGGUGUUAUGUGAAGUCAGCAUUACAUGCUAAAGCACAGACUGUUUUGUUGCAGUGUGGGGGUGACGGACUGUAUAAAGUGUUAUAAAGGGCUGGGGGCUGACUUUUGUUGUUUUUGUUCAAUGUUAAAUAAACUGAAUGCAAAACUCAAAUACUG
This is a messenger RNA of Danio rerio (zebrafish), 1017 nucleotides long. NCBI's taxonomy places the organism in Eukaryota, Metazoa, Chordata, Actinopteri, Cypriniformes, Danionidae. The record is from RefSeq and is a predicted model, not a curated record.